Molecule: messenger RNA, 2004 nt
Organism: Leptosia nina
Lineage: Eukaryota; Metazoa; Arthropoda; Insecta; Lepidoptera; Pieridae
Source: the annotation of a GenBank genome assembly
AUGGAAUCGCCAGUUGUUGUCGAUAAACCGCCCGAGUAUCAUGGGAAUGAGCGCGGUUUUCCAUUUGAUGAGGAGGAAGGUAGCGGUCCGUGGAGCGAUCUUGCGGCGCGUCAUCCCGAUAUAGCAGCUCGGCUACGUCAGCGACCAGCUACGUGGGCCCGUAAAAGACGCCCUUCCAGUCAGGAUACUACUGACGAUUUUGGUGAUAGCUUCAGUGGCUUUGAUAGAUUCCCCUUCGACGACAUCCCGCCUGAGUUUAGGGAACACUUCCCUUCACAUUGGAACCGUCGAUUCAGCUCUCGUGAGGACCAACCGACAUCGCCGACCUAUCAACGGCCACCGUCACCCCAGCAACAAACGGCAGCUACACAAACAGACUCGAAAGCCGGUCCUCCAGAACAAGAAGAACAGCAGAUACCACAAUACGGAUUAAGAAAUACGGUCGAUCUCGGCCAAAAAAGCCCAGCUGAUCCCAGUCUAGUUGAUGCUGAAGAUAGAACGCACAGGUCUAUGUCAGCACCACCUGACAACCGAACGGGAAACCACGCGAACAAGAUGAGCGGCCAACAACACCCAGAUCAUUUUCCCCAACAUGAACCAUCCUCCAAUGUCCGGCACAUACCUAUUUUUGUAGAAGGUAGAGAUGAACCAGUCAUAAACAAGAGAAUGGACCAUGGUACUCAUUUUGGUGACAGUAAGCCCAGUUAUGUGCCUCCUCCGCAACCUCAUAUCGAUAGAGAACAGUAUUUUGCAGAUGACACUCCCCAUGGUUUUCACCAUCCACCAAAUUUCUCAAGAUCCUUCGGAACUCCAUUUAACAAAGGCUUUAGGCAGGGACCUCAGCCUUUUACCCAGCAAAAAAUGUACCCACAAAAUGCGUUUGCGCGAGGCGCCUCACCUCAGCGAUCACAAUCCCCGAAACCGCAGGCACAACCUGAAGAACAUUUUGUAAAAGUGCCAGUAUACCAUGAGCAAACUGCUCCGCCUCCGUCCAAGCCUCAGGCGAAGCAGCCCUCACCGCAACGUGCAACUCAACCUCCACCACGACAACAGUCACCUCAACAACAAUCGCCUCAGACAUCACCUCAACCUAAACAACCCUCCUUGAAUGAUCCCAUUACGCAAAUACUUAGUAUCCAAUCCGAUGUUCUUAAUCUUAUGACAGAAGUAGAAAAUUUCUCAGGAACCAAAAAAGAUAAACAAUAUAUUUACCUAGAUGAAAUGUUAACUAGGAAUCUUAUAAAGCUAGACAACAUUGAAACGGAGGGCAAAGAAAAUAUACGACAAGCAAGGAGGGAAGCCAUCAAAUGUAUUCAGAAAUGUAUAGCUGUACUAGAAGCCAAAGCCGCCAAAAGUAAUACUACACCUCAGCCGCAAGAUGCAGAAAUGCCGACUGCGGAUGAAAAGGCUGCAGAACAGGAGGCUGUACAAAACGGUGAUGUAGAAAUGCAAGAACCGCAAAAAUCAGAACAGGAAAGUGAGUCUCAGAUAGAGCAGGCGCAACCUCAACAAUCAGAACUACAAGAAAAUAAACCUCUUAAGGCCGAAGAAGAAAAAUUAAUGGAAACGGAAGCCAUUAAAACUGAGAGUGCACCUGAAAAAAGCGAAAGUACUAAAAAAUUAACUCCGUCCAAAAGUCAAUCUGAAACAAUGGAGGCUCAGACAGUAGAGCCUGUGCAACCAGAGAUUCCCCAGUCACAGGUUAAAGAUACAAGGCCAAUUGAUGGUACGAUUCCAGAGCCAGAGACAAAAACAGAUACCCCUGAAAAAAAGAGUCCUAAAAAAGUGACUAAAGUGAUAAAAAAGCGAGACAAAAGCAAAGAUAAGACCGUAAAGGACGAAAAAGAAACAGCUAAUAAGGAAACUGCUAAAGAUAAUAAGGAUGCCGAAAUUGUAAAUAAAGAUAGCAAUAAGCAAGAACCAAUAGAGAAAAACGAAACACAUUUAGCUGACUCCAAAGGAAACGGAGAUAGCAUGGAAGUAGAUGGUGCUGCUAGUCAAUAA